Messenger RNA from Pollicipes pollicipes, 2943 nucleotides. Its product is annotated as ubiquitin carboxyl-terminal hydrolase CYLD. Gene Ontology annotation, biological process: protein deubiquitination. Lineage: Eukaryota; Metazoa; Arthropoda; Thecostraca; Pollicipedomorpha; Pollicipedidae. The record is from RefSeq and is a predicted model, not a curated record. Bases 94 to 2121 code for a protein of 675 amino acids. Gene Ontology annotation, molecular function: cysteine-type deubiquitinase activity. The transcript is spliced from 15 exons.
GACAGAGUGUGCUGGAUCAGUGACGUCGGACCGGAGCCGGGUGUCGUCGGCUGGAUCGGCAAGCUGCCAGCCGAGGACGGCGGCAGGGACUGGAUGGUGGGCGUCGAGUUCGACAAUCCGGUCGGCUCCGGGAACGGCUGCUACCGCGGCCACCGCCUGUUCGCCGCCAAGCUGAACCACGCUUCCAUCGUGCCCAUCAACGGCCUGAUGCGCGCCGAGGACCUGGAGCUGCCGGCGCCGGGCGGCCCUGCCGCCUCCUCCGAGAUCGGCGUGCCUGCGACGGCGCUGGUGGAGGGCUCGCGCGGCCGGGCGGCGCCGGCCGCCGCGCCGCGCCGCAACCUGGAGCUGCACACCUCGGAUGAGGAGGAGCUGGCGCCGGCGACCGUGCGCGGCCACGAGUUCACCGACGACCUCCGCCACCUGCCGCCCUUCCACCGCAUGGCGUACGAGCAGCUGGUGGCGGGCAGCGCGCCGCCCAGCCUCGCCCGGCUGGCGGACGAGCGCGACUCUCAGCUGCAGGUGCGUGGCAACGCGCAGACAGUGCCCGCCGGCGACCGGCGCCGCCACCGGCGCAAGGACAAGCUGCUGGCCAGCCCCAGCCCGGACGCAUCGCCUGUCGACGGACUCAGAGACGGCGAGCCGGCCUGGACGGACGCCGAGGUGUCUGUGGGCUCGGCCGUCGAGGUCGACAUUCAGGGCCUGCCGCAGUACGGCGUCGUGCGCUGGGUGGGACGCGUGAAGGGCGACACCAAGCGCCUUCAGGUGGCUGGCGUCGAGAUGGAGGACGACGACACGGUGAGCGGCGGCGACGGCUGCUUCAACGGCGUGCGCUACUUCAGCUGUCAGCCGGGCAAGGCGCUGUUCGUGCCGCUGGCCGACUGCGGCCGGGACAGGCGCUUCCUCGACCUCGGCCAGGAGGCGCCCGACGCCAACGCGUUCGGGAGUGUGGAAUGCCCUGUGAUAACAGGCAAUGUAGCACCGAUCUCAGUGACAUCUACCGAGGAACUAAAGAAGCUCUGCGGCAAGCUGAAAGGCAUCCAGGGCCAUCUGAACUCAUGUUACUUGGACGCCACCCUGUUCUCCAUGUUCGCCUUCACGCCCGUGCUGGACAGCCUGCUGCACCGGCCGAAGCGGCCCGGCGACAUACCCGAGUACAGCGAGGUGCAGCGCCUGCUCAAGGAGGAGAUCGUCAACCCGCUGAGGUCGGCCAUGUACGUGCGCGCCGAUCGGGUGAUGAAGCUGCGGCAGAUGCUGGAGACGCUCAGCUCGGUGCGCGGCCUCACCUCCGAGGAGAAAGACCCGGAGGAGUUCCUGCAGUCGCUGCUGGCGCAGAUGCUGCACGCCGAGCCGUUCCUCAAGUACUCGUCCGGCCAGGAGAGCUACCUGUACCAGCUGAUCGUGGAGCGCGACGACCGGCUCAUCCUGCCCAGCGUGCAGCAGCUCUUCGACCAGAGCUUCAUCAGCGGCGACAUCAAGCUGAAGGAGAUCCCCUCCUGCCUGAUCGUCCAAAUGCCGCGCUUCGGCAAGGACUACAAGAUGUACUCGCGCAUCUUGCCAAGCAUGGUGCUGGACGUGACCGACGUCAUAGAGAACUCGCCGCGGCAGUGUUUCGUGUGCGGCCGGCUGGCCGAGUGGGAGUGCAAGGAGUGCUUCGACCAGGGCGGCCUGGGCCUCAUGACCACGGCCUUCUGCUCCAAGUGCAACGCCACGUCGCACAGCCACCAGAGCCGCGCCUCGCAUGCGCCACGCCACCCGCUGAAGGUGCCGCGCCAAUUCACCGAGCUGCGCGACCACGCGCACAUCCCGCGCAGCUACCUCGAGCUGUUCGCCGUGGUCUGCAUCCACACGUCGCACUACGUCACCUUCACCAAGUCUGGCCACGGCCCGGACGCCUCCUGGGUCUUCUUCGAUUCGAUGGCGGACCGGAAAGGCGAAGCGCACGGCUACAACAUUCCGGAGGUGGUGCGCGUGCCGGACCUGCCGCGCUGGCUGACUGAAGACGGCCGGCGCGGCCUGCUGGCCGUCACCGACGACAAGCGUCUGCCCGAGCACGCGCGCCGCCUCCUCUGCGACGGCUACAUGUGCUUCUACCAGAGCCGUGACGUCAUGAUGUACCGGUAGGGAGACUUGAGGCGAUGCAGUGGAGCGGCAGACGGGUAGAGCUCUGCGACGGCCAUGGAUGAUUCUGUCAAGACUGCGACGUCAUGAUGCACCAGUAAGAAGGCUGGAGGCGGUGCGGUGGAGCGGCAGACCGGUAGAACUCUGCGACGACCGUGGAUGAUUCCGUCAAGGCCGUGACGUCAUGAUGCACCAGCAACAAUGCUGGAGGCGGUACGGUGGAGCGGCAGACCGGUAGAACUCUGCGACGACCGUAGAUGAUUCCGUCAAGACUGUGACGUCCUGAUGCACCAGUAAGAAGACUGGAGGCGGUGCGGUGGGGCGGUAGACCGAUAGAACGGCAGCCGAAGGCGAGUAGAUGGAGCAGUGGAUGUGAUCAAGAGCGCGACAGAGCGGCGGCAGUGGACUGCCGGUAGACCCGCGGGAGUGACGUGGUCCCUCCGAUGAUUGUGUUGUGGCUCUGCCGUUCGGACAGCGGUACCGCCUCGCCGGAAUGGCGGUGAGGUGCCGUGGAGUGUGUUCGGAAGGCUUCGUGGUGCGCCGAAUCAGUCGUGGGUUGACACGGCGGACCAAUCAGGCGGCGAUGUGGUGUUCUGUGAUGACGCCCGGGGCCGUUACGUUACGCCAGUGACAGUGUUCGUAACAGGGAGCAGACCCGACCGGAAAAGUAGUGUGACCCAGCUCCACGUCGUGGCACUGGAAAAUCCGGCGCAUGGGGGAUACCUACGUGAGACGAGGGAGUUAGUUGCAGCGAUUGCAUGAGACGGGAAAGAUGUCGAAGUGAGAUGCGUGAGGUUUAGGUUUUUCGUUCAAGCAGGGUAGAAG